Telopea speciosissima is the source of this 1471-nucleotide messenger RNA. Its product is annotated as 1-aminocyclopropane-1-carboxylate synthase 3-like. The transcript has 3 exons. The record is from RefSeq and is a predicted model, not a curated record. Gene Ontology annotation, molecular function: transaminase activity; pyridoxal phosphate binding. NCBI's taxonomy places the organism in Eukaryota, Viridiplantae, Streptophyta, Magnoliopsida, Proteales, Proteaceae. Gene Ontology annotation, biological process: amino acid metabolic process; biosynthetic process. The coding region runs from base 15 to 1430 and encodes 471 amino acids.
GAGAAAACAAAACCAUGAAGUGGCUGUCCAAGAUGGUUACGUGCAAUUCACACGGCCAAGACUCUUCAUACUUCUUAGGAUGGCAAGAGUACGAGAAGAAUCCAUACCAUGAGGUUCAGAAUCCAAAUGGUAUCAUUCAGAUGGGACUUGCAGAGAAUCAGCUCUCCUUCGACCUACUCGAAUCAUGGCUAUCGCGGAACCCAGACGCAGCUGGGUUCAAAAGAGAUGGAGAGUCAAUUUUCAAAGAACUCGCUCUUUUCCAAGAUUAUCAUGGCUUACCCGCCUUUAAGAAUGCACUAGUAGAAUUCAUGGCCGAGAUAAGAGGAAACAAAGUCCAGUUUGAUCCUAAGAAGUUAAUCCUCACUGCGGGUGCAACUUCAGCUAACGAAUCUCUUAUGUUCUGUCUUGCUGAACCUGGAGAAGCAUUUCUUAUUCCCACACCAUACUACCCAGGGUUUGAUAGAGAUCUCAAAUGGAGAACCGGAGUAGAGAUCGUUCCAAUACAUUGUUCAAGCUCUAAUGGAUUCCGAAUCACUCAAUCUGCAUUAGAGGAAGCUUACAAACAAGCCCAAAAACAUAAUUUGAAGGUUAAAGGUGUUCUUAUCACCAAUCCUUCAAACCCUUUAGGCACAACGAUAAGCCGAGAAGAUAUUGAUCGUUUAAUCAACUUCGUCUCUACAAAAGAGAUCCAUUUGAUAAGUGAUGAAAUCUACUCUGGUACUGUCUUUGAUUCUCCAGAUUUCAUUAGUGUUCUAGAGGCGUUAAAGGAAAGAAACCUUGAAGACAGUGACGUAUCGAACCGGAUUCACAUUGUGUAUAGUCUUUCGAAGGAUUUGGGUUUACCCGGAUUCCGGGUUGGUGCGAUUUACUCUAACGAUGAUACAGUGGUGGCUGCUGCAACAAAAAUGUCAAGCUUUGGACUUGUUUCUUCUCAAACUCAAUAUCUUCUCUCUGUAAUGCUUUCUGAUAAGAAAUUUACAAGCAAUUAUAUUGGUUCGAACCAGAAGAAGCUCAAGGAAAGACAUGACAUGCUUGUUUCGGGUUUACGAGAUAUCGGCAUCAGCUGCUUGAAUAGCAACGCUGGUUUAUUCUGUUGGGUUGACAUGAGAAAUCUCUUAAGCUCCAACACAUUUGAAGCAGAGAUGGAAUUAUGGAAAAAAAUCUUAUACGAAGUUGGUUUAAAUAUUUCACCCGGUUCAUCUUGUCAUUGUACUGAACCGGGUUGGUUCAGAAUUUGUUUCGCUAACAUGUCAGAAGAGACUUUGAGAAUCUCGUUGCAGAGGGUUAAGGCUUUCGUGGAAUCUACUAUGGCUAGCAAAAACAAAGUUGGUUCGUGGAGCCAUCGACAAUCUCCAAGAAGCUCGAGAAGAAGAUCAAUUUCCAAGUGGGUUCUUGGGUUAUCAUCUCAUGAUAAGGAAUCAGAACGUUAACUUUAGUGUGGAUUCGUGUCUUUUUUGGUUUCCAUUAUUAU